AUGGGAAUCUUUCAGCUAGGAUUCAUCUCAAUGUAUUUGUCAGAGCCUUUGCUGAGUGGUUUUGUCACUGGAUCAUCACUGACAAUUCUGACCUCACAGAUGAAGUAUCUCCUUGGGUUAAAGAUCCCUCGUCGUGAUGGCGUUGGGGCUUUGGUUUUUACUUGGAUCGACAUCUUCUCCAAUCUGAAAAGUACUAACAUAUGUGAUUUAGUUACUAGCAUCAUUGCAAUAGUUCUUAUUGUCCCUGUCAAAGAAAUAAAUGAUCGAUUUAAGAAUAAGAUGAAAGUCCCCUUUCCAAUAGAAUUAAUAGUGAUUAUUGUGGCCACACUGGUUUCCUAUUACUAUAGUUUUAAUACGAAAUAUAAAUCCGCAGUCUGUGGCUCCAUUCCCACUGGAUUCCAGGUUCCGAAAGCCCCAGACUGGAGCUUGAUUCCCAGUAUAGCUGCUGACGCAGUGCCAAUUGCAAUAAUUGGAUUUGCAAUGACAGUAUCUCUUGCUGAAAUAUUUGCCAAAAAACACGGAUACACAAUCAGCACCAAUCAGGAGAUGAUUGCUAUUGGCAUGUGUAAUCUAAUCCCAUCUUUCUUUUCCUGUUUUUCAAGUUGUGCCGCUCUUGCCAAAAGUCUUCUAAGAGAGUCCACAGGUGCCAACACCCAGCUAAAUGGUGUAAUCAGCUCAUCUGUAUUGUUGCUUGUACUGCUUGCCAUUGCCCCUCUGUUCUACUCGCUACAAAAUUGCAUUUUAGGUGUCAUAACUAUAACCAGUCUUAGGGGAGCACUGAGAAAAUUUGCUGACACUCCAAAAAUGUGGUGUAUUAGUAAAAUUGAUACAGUGGUCUGGUGGGUUAGCAUGUUGGCAUCUUCCUUAAUUUCAACUGAGAUUGGAUUAUUGGUGGCUGUUUGCUUCUCCAUGCUUUGUGUGAUCUUCCGUACUCAGAGGCCAAGGGCAACUCUAUUAGGUAAAGUUAGCGGAACAGAGAUUUAUGAAGACCAGUUCACAUACAAAGAGCUGAACAACAUACCUAAUGUUAAAAUAUUCCGAUUUGAUGCCUCUCUCUACUAUGCCAACAAAGACUACUUUAGAAGUUCUCUUUAUAGCAAAACUGGCGUUAACCCUCCCAUAGUGUCUGCAUUGCAAAGGAAGGCAAAGAAAGAAGAAGAAGCAGCUUCAAUUAAUUUGAUUAAAACUGAGAAGAGGAAAACUGCCAAAACUUCUGUACCACAGCUUGACAUCCACUCUCUUAUUAUUGAUUGUGGUGCCAUGCAGUUUAUAGACACCGUGGGGCUUGGUGUUCUUAAAGAAGUCCGCAGUGACUACGAGGAGAUAGGUGUACAAGUGUUCCUUGUUAAUUGCAAUCCAUCAGUUCGCCGAUCCCUUCAUGAUGGAGAGUAUUUCAGCAACACCAGCGGUGAUGUAGAGCUGCUUGCCUUUCACAGUGUACAUGAUGCAGUAACAUUUGCUGAGAGGAAAUUUAAAGAAAAACAGAAAGAAAUUCAGUUAAGGGAUGCUGCCUUCUCAUUUGACCCAGAUCAAGCUAUAAGUGAUGACCUCAGGAAGUGA
This is a messenger RNA of Staurois parvus, 1560 nucleotides long. The record is from the annotation of a GenBank genome assembly. Lineage: Eukaryota; Metazoa; Chordata; Amphibia; Anura; Ranidae.